AUGAACGCAGGUCGUUUCUUCUUUAAACAUGCUACAAAGGGCAUCUAAAUAUAAAAAUCUAUGUAACAUAAAUAAUCUUGGUCUAUGUCAAGCACUUCUUUCAUGAAGUAAGCUUUGCCUGCUCCUACUUAUUCAAAUUAUCUUGAGAAUGCUUUUGCAAAAAGUGAAAUCAUGCGCAAGACAGCAUUGAUUAACAUGAAUACCAAUAGAAUUUUCUUAGAGAAUGUUCACGAAAUGGGCUGCUUCAUUGAUCAAGAUGACUCUGAAGACAAUGAUGAUGACCAGCUAUCAACAAUACGAAAGUUGGGCCUUCUCAUUUGA
This is a messenger RNA of Tetrahymena thermophila SB210, 321 nucleotides long. RefSeq lists its product as hypothetical. The record is from RefSeq and is a predicted model, not a curated record. NCBI's taxonomy places the organism in Eukaryota, Ciliophora, Oligohymenophorea, Hymenostomatida, Tetrahymenidae. The transcript has 5 exons.